This is a messenger RNA of Hordeum vulgare subsp. vulgare (domesticated barley), 1230 nucleotides long. RefSeq names its product indole-3-acetic acid-induced protein ARG7-like. The coding region runs from base 282 to 710 and encodes 142 amino acids. The transcript has a single exon. Gene Ontology annotation, biological process: response to auxin. Lineage: Eukaryota; Viridiplantae; Streptophyta; Magnoliopsida; Poales; Poaceae. The record is from RefSeq and is a predicted model, not a curated record.
CUAGAAAUGUGUGGCUCAAAAUGUGAAUAAAAACUAUAGGGGAAAUAUAUGAAUGUUAAAUGGAAGAACAAAGGCCCAUCCCCUUCACACAGCUCAGAUUAUUUGAUCCGGGCCAACUGGGUCGAUGACGAACCAAGUCCCAACAUUUCCAGCAUCAUCAUCCUAUAAAACCCGCCACCCCUCCCUCCCCGAGAAGCCAGCCAGCUCCACUCCACCAACUCGUCCUCCCACGCUCCAAGCUCCACUAACCCACCACCAGCAGCUCAGCUCCACAAAUACCGAUGGCGAAAUGCAGCAAGAUCCGCGACAUCGUGUGGCUCCGGCAGACCCUGCGGAGGUGGCGGUCACGCGCCGCGGCGCGCGUGGCCGAGGGCGGCGCGGCGUCGGCGGCAGUGCCGGCGGGGCACGUGGUGGUGUGCGUGGGCGGGGCCUCGCGGCGGUUCGUGGUGCGGGCGGCGCACCUGAACCACCCCGUGUUCCUGGAGCUGCUCCGGCAGGCGGAGGAGGAGUACGGGUUCCGGACCGGCGCGUGCGGCCCCGUCGCGCUCCCCUGCUGCGACGAGGACCGCUUCCGGGACGUCCUCCGCCGCGUCUCCUCCGAGGAGCGCCGCUGCCGUUUGUUCGGCUGCCGCGUGCCGGCGGCCAGCGCCCGCGACGUCGCGACGCGGCCGUUGCUGCAGCGGGCGGCGGCGGAGGAGCUCGUGUGGUGACGGAUCGAUGGAAGCAGCACGCGUAGCCCAUUCGGCGUACGUGCUCUGCUCUGGCCGUGGUGACUUGACUCCGGUGGCAGCAGCGGUGGCACUGGCAGCAGCAACUGGUCUUCCGGACGCGGGAACGGCGACAGCGUGCCGUGGCCGAGUAGACAGCGCCCGCCAGCCCGCGCGCAUGGCAGGCGCCUCGGAUUGAAGGGCGUGUCCAGUGGCCGGUCAAGUGCCCGGCCGCGCCGCGCGUGAGGAACUGAUGCCGGCCGGCGGGCGGGCUUGGGGCCAGCUCUGUGCUGCUUGACUGUAGUUUACAAAACUUGUACAGUGAUUAGUUACAUACUCCGGCUGUACAGGGAGUAUAUGAUACGAAAUCUCUGGCUGUUCGUAAUUGGUAACGCUCCUUUGCAGGUUAUACAUUCGUUCUGUUGUCGCCUGUCAUGUGUUCAUGACGUUGACGCAGCCAAACUUAGUGGCCUUGGUGCUCUCAAUGGGUGCCAUUGGUUUUAAUACAAUCGCCUUCUGCUAA